AAAUAUGACAUGAGUUAACAGAGCCCCUCUGUAUACCUUUCUUCUCUGUUUAAUUGCAAUAGAGCAAAAGCAGCUCCGGCAGCCUCUCAACCUCUUCUUAGCUCAAAAGAGCCACUAGUGCAGGCCUCCGAGGUGUUUGGGGCAGUUCUCAGCAGCUUGACAUGCCCCAUCUGGCCUCUUUCUCCUUCCCCCUUCCCUGCUGACCCCCAACUCCCUUCAGCUGGGCAGCCUGGGCCCUGUCCCUAGAAUAUCAGCACCCCCAAACGGGAUCCAUUUCCGGGUUGGGUGUGUCAAAUUUCACUUUUCUCCAUGCCUGCACUUUGAAAAGAGAAGGCAGGCGUGUUCCUUUUUGGAAUGCAGUGUGCAUAUGGAGGGGGGAAUAUUUGCUCAGACAAUUUCCCCCACCCUGUCUAUGAGAAAGCGGGAGCCCCUUGGGUGAGCCGUGCUUUGGUGUUCCCAAGCAGACCCAGUUCCCUGCGUUCAGGUUCUCUGGCAGAUCCGGAGGCUCUCUUUGCAAUCUUUUUUACUAGGAGUUCCACGGAGAUCAAAGGAGCUUAUAUACACAACAGGCAUUUGGAGUAGGAUUUAUUUUAUAAUUUUUAAAUUAAAAAAUCUAAUCAUACGCCAGUCGGGCCAUCUGAGCAGUUGCUCUAGAACAGCAAAUCCUUAACCAAAUAGUGCGAUUGUGAGGUGAGCUGAACAAUUAUUGAAAGGCGGCUUUCUCUGUAAGAGGGAUUUUAGUCCUCGCCCAGUGGCACAAAAGGGGCCGGCAGGGCAACCUCUUCUCCAGCUCUGGAAAGUGAGAAUUGGGGGUGAGGGGGGCAGGGUCGGGCAGCCGGCAGUCACUUUUAGGCAGCCAAGCACCCAGGCCGAGCGCUGAGUGCUGACUCCUGCAGCUCCAGUGUUCAGGUCCCUGGUCCCUGAACAGCCUUCGGAGGCUCUGAGCUGUAGUUGGCGGCGAGGCAGCCAGGAAUGGAGUGUGUGUUUGUGUGCAAGGGUGGGUGAGUCACAAACAUCUGCACAGUUUGGAGGUUCUGGGCAAAGAGAGGAGACCGGCAGAACACAAACUAAGCAUGACCUCUGGAAAAAACUGUCUUCAAAUAAAAAUUCCAGAUCUCAUCCCUUUCACUUCAAAUAUCCCCUCCCCCCAAAAUUAAUAUUAUUAUUUCCAAGAGCAAGGUGGAAAGCAAAGGCCAGCAAGAUGAGGCCUGCUCAUGAACCUCUGAACCUCUUCAGGGCUGGGGUCCAGUCCCACCCGCUCUCUGUCCAGUUCAGUGCCACAAAGGCCCCCAGCCUUUCCCUGGCCUGGAGCAGGGGAAGGCUGGAGUUGAGUGCGUAACUUACCCUGGGAAUCCAUCAAGUACUCAGCCUCCAAUACAACCCUUAGCCUUGGGGACUCCAGGCCAGUGACUGCAUCCCACCCAGGGGUCCUAGGCACAGAGAGUAAAUUUCUCUCCUAUAAUUAGCACUCUCUAAAAUCAUGUGUUUUGGAUUGGGGGGACUGGAGCAGCAAAUGGUAAAUGUCCCCCUUUAUUCCUUUUUGGUGUUUUUCCGAAUCCCGUUUUUGAAUUCACCUACUAAAGCUUCGGAAACCAAAAUCUGCUCUGGACACCAAGCCCCCUCCAAAUGCUUGAUUCCGGAGGCCAGGGGGCCAGGGCAGCAGCGCAGAGACCUGCGGGCCUGAUGGGGAAUGUUUUCUGAUUUCUCUAGGCUUGUUUUAUAGAAACAAAGAAUAAGUUCUCUCCCUUCCUUUCCAAGACUUGUGCAUAUUUACAGAGCUCAACUGCAGUUUUAAUAAAACAUCUGUUCUUGCUUCUGCUGAUGAGUUUCCAUAAUUGUUUUCAGACAAAUUUAACAGGAAAAUAUAAAUAUAUUUAGAAAAAUCCAAGUCCCAGUUUUCCCCCAUAGCCCUUCCUUUGCCAAAAAAAAUAAAAUUAACAUGAAAUGGGAAAAGGAAAAUAUAAUCCAAUGGAGGAAAGACCGAGCUCAUCUGACCUGCUCUCCCCCCUUGGAUCGAAUCCUUCCAGCAAAUUUCAGCUUCAUAAUUAAAGAUCUAACUGAAAGAAGAAGGCUUCUUUCCUCAGGAACGAAAGAAGGUGAUGGGGAAGAGUGUGUUGGAAAUUAAUUUUGCUGAAAGUCUUUAAGCAGUGAGGGAAUUUAUUUGUAUUUCUGCUUCCCCUUCUCUCCCCCUUCCAGCAUUUCUGCCUUUUUCACCCAGCAGCUGGUUUCUGUUCAUUAUAAAUCGGCGAGACCUUUCAGUCUCUGCCCUCUGUUUAGGGACGUAAUAAAACACUUAACUUUCCGGGCCUGAGACUUACAUUCUGCUCCUUAGGUCGCCCACCCCCCCUAAGCCCACCGCCUUUAGGCCCCGAAAGAGAAUCUCCCUAACUUUGGGGCCCCUUUCCUCUCCAGACUUGGUUGAGGAGGAGCUCAAGGAAAGUCAGGCAUCCUUGCUGGGGGGCUGUAGCACAUGCUUCCCCAGAAGCCCCUUCUUUCUUCCAAGGUCCCUCCCUCCCCCACCCACCCAUAAAAGAGAUUUUAAAAUACAUAGAAAAUCAACACUCAUUGAAAGCAAAACCUCAUUAAGACAUCCUAUCUUCCAUCAUUCAAUUUGUUGUACAUUGCAACAAUUUAAUAUCUUGAAGGAAAUAUCAGUGACAUGAUUUAUCCCUCUAGCAAUCUCUCUCUGAAGUGUGGGGGGGGAUUUACUCUCUCUCUUCUGGCCUCUUCUACUUGUUACACCACUACCUUCAGGGCAGAAAGGAGGUUGGGAACUUUGAGAGAGGCUACUUGUGUCCAGGGGUGCACUGACUUGUUCCCUAGCUCAGCCCCCAGGGAACUCUCUCCUUGUUCUCUCUCCUCCCUACCUCUUGCCCUCCAGGGGGCCUGGAGCGCAAACCAGCUGUUGGAAACCUCUGCCCAGGCAUGCCAUGAAUCUGAAGACAGCUGGAUUCUAGAGCGAAAAGCAACUCAUGUUGGCGUCUAUGUUUGUGUACCUGCCAUGUGACCCCAAAAUAAGAUAACUCAUCUCAAAAUUUCUUUCUUAAUUUAAAAACCCUCCUGUACCCUUUCACCUACAUCUCCUUGGGGAGAAGAAAGUGUGGUUCAAGAGGAGGAACCUUUAUAAUUAUAGGGGUCUUUCCCCUACUCUUCCAAAUACCAACAAAUUUCCCUCCUUUCUGAAGGAUUAGGGCUGUAUUUUUAAAAGCCAGCACAAAUUGUCUGGCAGGAAGACUCUUCAACCUCCUAACGAGGUUCAUGUAUUAACUAACAUGUUGUCUCUACACACUGUCUGCUUUUGGGUUCGAAAACUUUAUUUUUCCCCCCUAGCGACACUCCAGGGAAACCUUAAUGUUACAGAAGAUGAAUAAACGAGUUUUUUCCCAGCGUAGUCCCGUUUAUGGCUUUAUUGCUACCCAUUGAUUACUCCGCUUUGUUACACAGAAGGAAAAGAUCAUAAAAUCCGGCGACAUCCGGGUUCUUGUUAUAGCUAGUCCCCCCCCACCCAAAACGGUGAGAGGAAAAUAUGAGCUUUGACUGCUCCCUGCGCACUCCCCACCGCCCCCUCUUUGCCAACUCAAAGCAUUUUCAGCCUAUGUCACAAUAUCAAAUUAAGUUUGGAUUAAUCAGGAGAAAAAAACCCAUCUGCACACCUUCCCCUGUUUCAGUUCGCCCACUGCGGCUCCCUCGGAAGCCUCGGACUCAGCUGCCUUUUCCUAACCGUCUCUUCCUUUUUCUCAGCCUCAACGUGGAAAACAUUGGGGGUAGAGGCAAUGGAAAGGCCCGGCUCCACCAGGGAUGACUGGCACUUGGGGAGAGCUCCUCAGGAGCUCUUUGCUGAAGUCUCUAAGCCCCAGAGCUCAGGUCCAGGGCCGCCUCCCCUGGCAGGGCUGUGAGUCCGGAGGGGGCAGGGGGCUCUGACCUGUGCAGGGGCUUGAGCCUGCAAGAAGCCAACUGUCCGUCAGAGCCUCUCCAGCCUUCUCUUUCUGCCUGGAUCCAAUGUGAAUUGCCCCACCGGUCCUCGAUAGCUCCAAAUCAUAAAUUCUCACCAACAUAAACAGGAGUUGAUGUCCCUAGAAAGACUCUCAGAGUUUUCUUUCUUCUUCCUUUCUUCCUUUCUUUCUCUUUCUCGUCUUUUACUUCUUUUUCUCCUUAUUCUUUGCAAUUUUAUGCAUUUUCCCUUUUAGGCAAAGAUGCUGCAUGAGUCUUCCCCAAAAGGGGGUCCUGACAGAGAGGGCAAGGAGGCAAAGGAAAGCAAAUGUACGGCCCCUUUGCCCACUUCAGCUCUGCCAGUGUAACCUGAAGUCUCACCCUUGACCCUUUAGAUCUAGUUGCUCCCCACAUCCCUCCUAUAUCCAAGACUCUCAGCCACACUCUCCUUCUUCUGGGCAUCACGUUUUAUGAAAUUUCUUUCUACUUAUGAUUUUUUUAAUUAUUGGGAAAAAAUACUAAUUUAGUGAUGGGGACUUACUCCACGGAGUGUCAAAACCAGGAUUUCCUGUAGGAUUUCUGGGGACUCCCCUGAGCUGGGAGGGAGCUCCUCCCAUGAAGAAAUCAGGAAGUAAUUUUAGAAGGGGGCAGAUGUAAAAGAUGAAAUCAGAUUGAAAAUAUAGGGAUUUCUUCACCCCUGGCUCUGGCCACAGUACAGCAAAGUUAGCUGGGGCUGAGAGAUUUCCUGGGAGUGCAGUUCUCCUUCUCUGGCCCCAAAGCCCUGCUCACGGAGGUGCACCCCUCUUUCACCCCCAGACCAGUUCUCUUACAUAUAUAUUUUUAAAAGAAAUUCAAGUCUUACUUUCAAAGCACACACUUAGUCUCAACUAGGGAAUCAACAGAAGCAGAAGCGAUUUUUUUCCCCCUUCUUGACAUCUGGCUUACGAUUGGCUGGAAGGGGGUCAGCUGACUUUGUCAUUUUGUCUGUCCUGGAUUGGAGCCGUCCCUAUAACCAUCUAGUUCCGAGUACAAACUGGAGACAGAAAUAAAUAUUAAAGAAAUCAUAGUCCGACCAGGUAAAGGCAAAGGGAUGAAUUCCUACUUCACUAACCCUUCCUUAUCCUGCCACCUCGCCGGGGGCCAGGACGUCCUCCCCAACGUCGCCCUCAAUUCCACCGCCUAUGAUCCAGUGAGGCAUUUCUCGACCUAUGGAGCAGCCGUUGCCCAGAACCGGAUCUACUCGACUCCCUUUUAUUCGCCACAGGAGAAUGUCGUGUUCAGUUCCAGCCGGGGGCCGUAUGACUAUGGAUCUAAUUCCUUUUACCAGGAGAAAGACAUGCUCUCAAACUGCAGACAAAACACCUUAGGACAUAACACACAGACCUCAAUCGCUCAGGAUUUUAGUUCUGAGCAGGGCAGGACUGCGCCCCAGGACCAGAAAGCCAGUAUCCAGAUUUACCCCUGGAUGCAGCGAAUGAAUUCGCACAGUGUGUGUUUUGUGCCCGGAUCUCUAGGGGUCGGUUACGGAGCGGACCGGAGGCGCGGUCGCCAGAUCUACUCGCGGUACCAGACCCUGGAACUGGAGAAGGAAUUUCACUUCAACCGCUACCUAACGCGGCGCCGGCGCAUCGAGAUCGCCAACGCUCUCUGCCUGACCGAGCGACAGAUCAAAAUCUGGUUCCAGAACCGCCGAAUGAAGUGGAAAAAAGAGUCUAAUCUCACGUCCACGCUCUCGGGGGGCGGCGGAGGGGCCAAUGCCGACAGCCUGGGCGGAAAAGAGGAAAAGCGGGAAGAGACAGAAGAGGAGAAGCAGAAAGAGUGACCAGGACUGUCCCUGCCACCCCUCUCUUCUUAUCUCCCUCGCUCCCCUAACUCUCCUCUAAUCACACACUCUGUAUUUAUCACUGGCACAAUUGAUGUGUUUUGGCUCCCUAAAACAAAAUUAGGGAGUUAAGUGUGGACCUGAAAGUCAGCUCCGGACCCCUCCCUCACCGCACAACUCUCUUUCACCACGCGCCUCUUCCUCCUUGCUCCCUCGCUAGCUCCUUCUCGGCUUGUCAGCAGGCCCCUUCCCCCGCCCAGGCCUUGGGGGCUCCGGUCCCUGAACUCAGACUCCAUAGAUUUCCCUCCAAAUGAGGAAGGACUUGGCUCCCCAGACCCUCUCCAUGCCCCCGCCCCCGCCAGCCGGCUCCGGGCCCUGGGGCCUCUGCUCAGGGCCUCAGGGCCGGCCUGGCAGCAGGGGAGGGCUGAGGCCCACGGAGGGUGCGCCUUGGCCCCACACUAACCCCCAGGGCUUCCCCGCAGUCCCUGCCCGGCCCCUCUGCCCCAGCAAAUGCCCAGCCCUGGCAAAUUGUAUUUAAAGAAUCCUGGGGGGUCAUUGUGGCAUUUUACAAACUGUGACUGUUUCUGUGUGAAUAUUUUUAGCUGUAUUUGUGGUCUCUGUAUUUAUAUUUAUGUUUAGCACCGUCAGUGUUCCUAUCCCAUUUUAAAAAGGAAAAAAAAAGAGGGAAAAUCACAAAAAGAGAGAAAAAAAGUGAAUGACGUUUGUUUAGCCAGUAGGAGAAGAUAAAUGAAUAAAUAAAUAAAUAAAUAAAUAAAUCCCCUCGUGUUACCCUCCUGUAAAAAUCCGACCUCUGGAUCCGUUCUCGAAUAUUUAAUAAAACUGACAUUAUUUUUAAAA
This is a messenger RNA of Lemur catta (Ring-tailed lemur), 6610 nucleotides long. It is a transcript of the gene HOXC6, whose product is annotated as homeobox C6. Gene Ontology annotation, molecular function: RNA polymerase II cis-regulatory region sequence-specific DNA binding; DNA-binding transcription factor activity, RNA polymerase II-specific. The transcript has 2 exons. The record is from RefSeq and is a predicted model, not a curated record. Gene Ontology annotation, biological process: anterior/posterior pattern specification; regulation of transcription by RNA polymerase II. Lineage: Eukaryota; Metazoa; Chordata; Mammalia; Primates; Lemuridae. Gene Ontology annotation, cellular component: nucleus. Bases 5021 to 5752 code for a protein of 243 amino acids.